AUGGCGAGUUUAGAUCAGAUGCAUGGAUCAGGCGUUGGGAACAGCGGCAUUCAUCAGUACGUUGUGCCAAGUACAAAGCUGCGAAUUGGUCUGAUGGAGCAAAGACCCUCAGCGCAGUUUGGUACAAAAAUGCAACAAUGCGACCAGUGUGCAUACAGCACGGAUCGUCCUGGACAUUUGACACAGCACCAGAGAACUCACACAGGAGAGAAACCCUUAAAGUGCACUUUGUGUGAAAAGUCAUUUGCAUGGCCAUCAGUUCUUCAGAGCCACCAGAGAACACACACGGGAGAGAAACCCUUCAGGUGCACUCUGUGCGGGAAGGCGUUUGCCGAGUCAUCACAUCUUAAACUACACCAGAGAACACACACGGGAGAGAAACCCUUCAAGUGCAGUGUGUGUGGGAAGGCAUUUUCAGAUUCAUCUGCUCUUAAAAAACACCGGAGAACACACACAGGAGAGAAACCCUUCAAGUGCAGUCUGUGCGGGAAGGUGUUUUCACAGUCAUCUGGUCUUGUAUUGCACCAGAGAACACACACGGGAGAGAAACCCUUCAAGUGCAGUCUGUGCGGGAAGGCGUUUGCAGUGUCAUCACAUCUUAAACAACACCAGAUAACACACACAAAAGAGAAACCUUUCAAGUGCACUGUCUGUGAGAAGUCAUUUGCAUGGUCAUCAGGUCUUAAUUGCCACCAGAGAACACACACGGGAGAGAAACCCUUCAAGUGCACUCUGUGCGGGAAGGCGUUUGCUGAGUCAUCGCAUCUUAAACUACAUCAGAGAACACACACGGGAGAGAAACCCUUCAGGUGCACUGUGUGCGGGAAAGCAUUUGCAGGUUUAUCAAAUCUUAACAGACACCAGAGGACAUACAAUCAUCAGAAGAUCCCCAAGGAGUGGAGUCUGAAAUCGGCUUGUGAAAGUCAAAGUGCUGCAAUGAGCCCAUCCCUCAUGAAACCAGAACUAAAUCCCAGCAUGGACACUUUUAAAGGUAUCAAGAUAACACACACAAAAGAGAAACCUUUCAAGUGCACUGUCUGUGAGAAGUCAUUUGCAUGGUCAUCAGGUCUUAAUUGCCACCAGAGAACACACCGGGAGAGAAACCCUUCAGGUGCACUAAAAUUUGUGGAAGAGCUCUUUGCAUCUCAAGAACAGAUUGAAGUUGCCGUUCGCACCAUGAUCCUGAAGGCAAAGCAGUCCAUGGCGGAAAUCUUCUUUUGUGUUGGCAAGCCUGUUGCUAGGUCCGUUUGGCGAAGUCGGAAAAUUGUAGCCAUCAUCACCUUGCCAGAAAAUCAGUAG
Callorhinchus milii (elephant shark) is the source of this 1299-nucleotide messenger RNA. RefSeq names its product zinc finger protein 501-like. The record is from RefSeq and is a predicted model, not a curated record. NCBI's taxonomy places the organism in Eukaryota, Metazoa, Chordata, Chondrichthyes, Chimaeriformes, Callorhinchidae. The transcript has 5 exons. The coding region runs from base 1 to 1299 and encodes 432 amino acids.